GCAACAGAAGUCAACAAAACAACAAUUAAAACAAAUCUUGAGAGAGAUAGAUAAACAAAUAGAGAGAGAGAGAGAGAGAGAGAGAGAGAGAGAGAGAGAUACUUUAAGGCUUUCUUUUACUACUAAUCAAUCUACUACAUAAGGUGGCCCUCUAUCUAUAUUUCUAGUUUUGUGACCUUUCUUUUCAUCCACUACCUUCUCUUUUUAUUUUCUCUAUCAAACUCAAACACAGUUGUGUUUGUUUGAUGAUGUUGUUCUUUCUUUCUUAACAGGAUUUUCAGGCCACACAUACCCUCUUUUCUUCUUUCUUACUACCUUUGAAUUUCUUAUAUACUCUUUCAGUUGUGUUGAAUUGAUGUCUGGUUUGUAUAAUCAGAUUUCCUCACCAGGAAUAUCAGGGGCCAAUUCACCAAAUAUAAACAUGAGAAGCAAUUUUGAUGUUGAUAGCCAAUACUUAACUGAGUUGGUAGCAGAAUACCAGAAGCUUGGACCUUUCAUGCAAGUCUUACCCUUAUGUACUAGACUCUUAAACCAAGAGAUUUUAAGGGCUUCUGGAAAGAAUGGAUUGAUGCAGAACCAAGGGCUUAGUGACUAUGACAGAGUUCAAUUUGGAAGUGUCAAGACUAGUUUCAUGCCUUCUUUGGAUACAACACAAAAUUUCACUGGCUGGAACAGUUUGUCACAUGAAGGGUUAUCUGGAGUACAAGGACUAAAUGUGGAUUGGCAAAGAGCACCAGCAGUCUCAAAUUCUCACAUUGUGAAGAAGAUGCUGCGUUUGGAUAUUCCUCAUGAUAGCCAUCCAAAUUUCAACUUUGUUGGGAGGCUUCUUGGCCCAAGGGGUAAUUCGCUUAAGCGAGUGGAGGCUACUACAGGUUGCCGCGUAUUUAUCAGAGGGAAAGGUUCAAUAAAAGACUUUGAUAAGGAAGAGUUGUUGAGGGGAAGGCCAGGAUUUGAGCACUUGAAUGAACCAUUGCACAUAUUGAUUGAAGCUGAACUACCUGUCAAUGUUGUUGAAUUAAGGUUGAGGCAAGCACAGGAAAUCAUAGAAGAGCUACUCAAACCUGUGGAUGAGUCACAGGACAUCUACAAGAGACAACAACUUAGAGAACUUGCAAUGCUGAAUUCAAGUUUUAGAGAAGAGAGUCCUCAACUGAGUGGUAGUCUCUCUCCAUUCACUUCUAAUGAAAUGAUAAAAAGAGCAAAAACUGACCAAUAGUCUUUUCUACAUUGUGAAAUUGUUGCAUUUGAAGUUACUUCAUGUAUGUAAAUGUUGUGUAGCUGCAAUGAGAAAACCUUGAUGAAAUGAUCAUGCAAAUUUGGAGAACAAAAUGAUGAGAAGAAAAGAGAAGGGGUUGAUAAUUGAUUGAUAUUAAUAUACAUAUAUCUAUUGUUACAUUUGUUGCAUUCAACUUCAUUAUUAGUAGACUUGUAAAAUUAACACAAUUAUUACUUUUAUUAUAUCUUGACAUGUUGAUGCUGUA
This is a messenger RNA of Trifolium pratense (red clover), 1481 nucleotides long. Its product is annotated as KH domain-containing protein At3g08620-like. The record is from RefSeq and is a predicted model, not a curated record. Gene Ontology annotation, biological process: regulation of mRNA splicing, via spliceosome. Gene Ontology annotation, molecular function: mRNA binding. The coding region runs from base 356 to 1216 and encodes 286 amino acids. Gene Ontology annotation, cellular component: nucleus. The transcript is spliced from 7 exons. NCBI's taxonomy places the organism in Eukaryota, Viridiplantae, Streptophyta, Magnoliopsida, Fabales, Fabaceae.